Messenger RNA from Dioscorea cayenensis subsp. rotundata (Guinea yam), 582 nucleotides. Its product is annotated as mannose-specific lectin-like. The coding region runs from base 1 to 582 and encodes 193 amino acids. The record is from RefSeq and is a predicted model, not a curated record. The transcript has a single exon. Lineage: Eukaryota; Viridiplantae; Streptophyta; Magnoliopsida; Dioscoreales; Dioscoreaceae.
AUGCAUUCAAGUUGUAGUUCAGUGACUCCAGUCUACUACACAAUGGCUACCCCAAGAACAUUUGCUUCCCUCUCCCUCACACUCGCCCUCGCCCUCGCCCUCGCUCUUCUCCUUGUGGUGGCUCCUCUUUGCUCUAUGGCCGGCAACAUACUUUACGGUAGUAAUUCACUUGGGCCAGGGCAAUCCCUGGCCUAUGGGAGCUUUAAGCUUGUUAUGAAGGAGGACUGCAACUUGGUGUUGUAUGAUAUUUGCAACACCGUCUGGGCCACCAACACUAGUGGCCGUGGCACAAAUUGCUACCUUGCUUUCAGGAGUAACGGCAAUUUGGUAAUUCAGAAUAGCAACGGCCAAACCGUGUGGGCUACCAACCAAAGCGGGGGACAAGGCAACUACGUUUUCAUCCUUCAGAAAGAUCGCAACCUCGCAGUUUAUGGACCGGCAACAUGGCAGACCAAAACUAGCUUGGCAGGCUCUGAUGGUCUCCUCAUUGACAGUAAUGACACCAUCUUUGGUGCUCUGCCUGCUAAUAAAAACACCGAAGAAGCCAAGGCUACAAGGAUUUCCAUGGUCGUCGAUAAGUGA